Mya arenaria is the source of this 3438-nucleotide messenger RNA. RefSeq lists its product as uncharacterized. The transcript has 5 exons. The record is from RefSeq and is a predicted model, not a curated record. NCBI's taxonomy places the organism in Eukaryota, Metazoa, Mollusca, Bivalvia, Myida, Myidae. Bases 47 to 829 code for a protein of 260 amino acids.
CCUGUAUCUUGGCAAGCGUUCGGUAUAAACAACCUUUCCAGUAAAAAUGCCUUGUUUGCCUAUGAAAAAGAAGAAGAUCAUCAGGCCUGUUGAUACUUUACCACACAAGAAUGUUAACAGGUAUGGCGAAAAUGAAAUUCACCGUGUAAACCAGCCUUUGAGGCUUGACCAGUGGAAAAAGCGGGGUGUAAACCCCAAUGAUGGCCGUCCCCUGCCUGAAGUUCCCCAAGAUGUGCCCCACGAACAGUCCAGGGAGGCAGCUACACCCCGUCAGGCACCCCACUAUGAGAGGGAAGUCGCCCGUGGGGAGCCCCGGCGUGAGCAGGAAUUACGUCCACUCCGCCAGAAGCCCCCUGUUUACAGAGGGGACCAUGUGGACCUGGACAGUUCCAUUGCUUCUUCAAGACGCUCAACACGAUCCCAGCCACUGAAGGCGGACUUCUUCAUCAGCGUUCCAAUAUUUAACGAGACUUUGAAUCACAGUUUCCGCAAGAAGAACGAGUUUGUUUACAUUGACUCCCGUAGUGAUGAGGUGACCACGUAUCACCAGACCCUCUCCCGUGGCUCCAGCCUUAAGGACCUACGUAGCUCUGGUAGGCGCCCAGCCUCCACCCCCCGGGAACAAAGGAACCAGCAAAGGCCAAGGUCACUCCAGAGGGCACCACAGCGUGAGAGACGUCAGCGACCCUUUUCUGGAAGUGAAGCCUCAGUUGCAACUCGAUCCUCGUACGGCUACGAGUCUGAGACAUUUGAGGGACCAAUUAUGAUGCGCAACAAGCACCUGGCUCCAGGCCUGAACAUCGAGUCUGAUGAUGAAGAUGAGCGAUAGAAGAUUCUUCGAUAUGGCCAUGUAAAACUGUUUUAACUCAGCAUAUACCAUUUUGAGUUACAAUAGUUUUGCAUUGAACCUUCAAUUUACAGUCAUCAAAAUGAUUUAGAACCAGUCCAGUAGCAGUGUGAUAGACUGGUUACAAUUGAGUUGGUUGGUAGGGUGUUGUUUUAAUAAAGCUUUUUUCAAACUAUUUACAUAUAUAUUUAUUUGUUAAGAUUUAAAUUAAUCAUUUAGAACAAAAGUCAGAAAAAUAACCACUUUCUACAAAACCUUUAUUGAUGUCCUAUGCUCUUCAAUAUCCUACACUUUUGACAGAUAUUUUCUAUUAUACCAAAAAUCUAUGCAUCCAUGAUGAUAUUAUACUUGUAUUCAUUGUAUUAAUUAUUGUUUAUUUUCAAUAUGUUUCCACACAGGCUCCCUAAUUUUUGCACUGAAUUUAUUACUGUUUCUCUUUUUAUAAUCCAUUUACUUUCUUAUAUGAAAGCCUCUUGUUAGCUGUGUUCUUUCUGAGUCGAAGGUGCUCUGUCUUGUCAUUUAGGAAAACCAUAAUUGCAUUUGAUACAUAUUAUACUGUUCGUGUUCUAUUUCUGCAAAAUAACUGUUUAAGUGUAGUUGUUUGCUCGUGUCUUUAAACUGUUGUGCAGUUAUAGACUUUAGCUUUAAGGCUGUUAUAUGAGAAAGCAUACAACAAUUAAUUUUAAGAUCAAGAAAAUAAAUUAAACCUGCAAUGUCAGUGUUAAAAAUAUAUAUGUUUAUCAUGUCACAAAUGAAAUUGAAAGUUUAAUGUGCCAAUUUGAAUGAACAUUGACUUUAUAUGAUUUGAUAUGCUCAUCAAUAUUUUCUUCUUUAUUUAUAAGCAGAACUUUGUGUAAUAUAGAACAUAGAUUUUAAAAUAAUUGCUGUAACAUAGUGACAUGUCACAGAAGAUUUAGUUAAACAUGUACAUGUACAUUAGACAAGUAGAUCGUUAUGCUUUUGAUUUGUUUUGUACUGAUAAAUUAAAUGUUCCAACAUUUCUUUGAUUUAGAUAAUGUCUAGCAUGGUUAGCAUUUAAUUGGUUUAUGAAAUUUAAGAUUAAAAACGAUUGUUUUGUUAGCUUAAUUUUCAAAGAAUAAGUAUUGCCAUAGCCUUGGUGUCUCUGUUGGCAUUGAAAACAUUUAAAGUUGAAUAUUAGUAGACAACUGCUUCACUAUGGCAAUGCCCACAUGUGAAGCAAGUCCUGUGGUUCAAGCUAAACUAUUUGCCCUGUGGGGUCUAUCAAGAAAAGAAACUGAGGUGAGUGUUGACAUCUGCUUGUUGUGCUCUGGGGCGGUAUUCAUAAGACAUCAUUAGUCAUUUCCUUACUUAAAUUAUGUUCCUAACUUAUGUAUCACUCUUAUCAUAUGAUAUAUUAACUUAACUAUACCUGAAAUACUUAAUUUUCAGUAAUUUUAUGAUAAAAAUUCAACACUUUUAUGUUAAAAACACUAAUACUUUUUUGUAAUUUGACUAUAAAAAAUUUAGGAAAUUGACUUAAGUUAAGAAAUUACUAAAAAGUUUUUUUAAUACGGCCCCAGAUUUUUUCAAGAUGUUGUUAAUUUGAUGUUAGUGAUCAAAAUUGGAGUUGUGCAAUUGAAAAUAUUCCUUUCUCGUGUUUCAAAGCUUUUCUUCAAAUAAAAACUUGAGGGAAAGAGUUAUCUAGUGGUAUAUGUGUCCGCCUCUUACCCGAGAAGUUUGUGGGUUUCAUACCCACCUUCCGGAAAUGUUCAAGAACAUAGUCAUCUUGAAUUGAGAUUUUGAAGGACUAUUUGUUAUGGUAGGAAAAAUAAAUUUGUUAUGGUAGGAAAAAUAAAAAAGUAAAAAAUAUUGUAUAAAUGAUUGGUAAUUUCUAUAACUUUUUUUUCCUCGCAUUAUGCUUCGACGAUCUAUAUGUAUACAUGCAUUUCAAUGUAAGCUUAGAAAAUGAAGGUUUAUCUUUAUAAUGAAACCAUGUUUUGCCCAUUUUACCAACCAUAUUAAACUAUUAAUCUACUUGUUUUUGAUAACCACAACAUUUUUCAAUCUAUUGUCAUAACAUUUUGCAAUAAUUUUUAUUUAGCACAUGCAAUACAAACGCAUUUAUAUGAUACUGCUUGCUUUUAACAUAGUUGUUAUUUCAUGUCUGUUCUAGUUAAAAUAUGGGUUUUUGUUCUGAUAGUGUAUCAGUGGACAAGGAGUGUAAGUUUAGCAUAAUAAAUCAUAUUUGUUUGGCCAGUGGAAGACAAGAUCAUAGAAAAACAUUUAUGAUUAUAAAUGCAUAGUUAUAUAGUAUAUUAUUUACCUAUUUACACUGUGUUUGUGCCUUCGUUAAGAUGCUUUUGAAGACUUUUUUUAUCGAGACAGUGGUCCAGCUUUCUAAAGGAAGUUUAUACAUAUAAUCAAUGUUUUCGUGUUUAUGUCUUUGUAAUCUUUUAAUAGGGUACUAUUUGUGGUCAAUUAAUUUAUUCAGUACUUUUUAAUGACAUAUAUAUAUACAUUGAGGUUUACAUCAGAUUUAUUGUAUACAUUUACUUAUAUAGACAUGUGUUGUUAUGCUUGUAAGUUAGUGUAGAUUCUAGUCAUAGAAUCAAAUAAAGUAGAAAAAAAUA